CCUCGUCUCCGGUUUCGCUUCAACCCUCGCUCCGCCAAGGGAGCCCGCACCGGGGCGCCCGCCGGCCGGGUGCCGUACCGCCCGCUUUGUCGCAGGGAGACCGAGGGCGUCCCCAGCACCGCCAUCCGCGAGAUCUCGCUGCUGAAGGAGCUCAAGCACCCCAACAUAGUCAGGCUCCUGGAUGUCGUGCACAGCCAGAAGAAACUGUACCUGGUGUUUGAGUACCUGAAUCAGGACCUGAAGAAGUACAUGGACUCAUCCCAGACUGGAGACUUUCCUUUAAGCUUGGUCAAGAACUACCUUUUCCAGCUGCUGCAGGGUGUGAGCUUCUGCCAUUCGCACAGAGUCAUCCACAGAGACUUGAAACCGCAGAAUUUGCUCAUUAACGAAGUGGGAGCCAUCAAACUAGCUGAUUUCGGGCUGGCAAGAGCUUUUGGAGUCCCCCUGCGCACAUACACUCACGAGGUGGUGACCUUGUGGUACCGAGCCCCUGAAAUCUUGCUGGGAUGCAAAUACUAUUCAACAGCUGUGGAUAUCUGGAGCAUCGGCUGCAUCUUUGCAGAAAUGGUGACCAGGAAAGCCUUAUUUCCAGGGGACUCUGAGAUCGAUCAGCUCUUCCGGAUCUUCCGCACCCUGGGCACUCCCACGGAGGUGACCUGGCCUGGGGUGACCCAACUGCCUGACUACAAGGGGGACUUUCCCCGCUGGGCAAGGAAGGAGAUGAAGGAAAUUGUUCCCAACUUAGAUCGGGAUGGCCGAGACUUACUGACGCAAUUGCUACUGUAUGACCCCAGCAGGCGCAUCUCAGCCAAGGCAGCCCUCAAUCACCAGUACUUCUUCUGGAGAAGCCCCCACGACCCUGGAGAGCGGUGUACACUGCAGAGACACUGCAGAUGAGAAGACAGAGAUAUUCCUGUGCGCUUACUCUGCAGGGUAGCGGUGCAGAUCUGUUUUGGCGCACUUCGCAGGGGACUGGCUGGGACCCAGGACCUCACUUCUCCUGAGGAGCCUGAAGGGGGACAUUCUUGUAUUUAGAAACUCUCAGCCUGUUGCUGGGGGAAAGUUUGUCUAGGCUAUGGACAGUAGAGCUGUUUUGAAGAGGUCCUGUCCGAAGAGGGGGCUAGAGCGUAAUUUAUCAGCAUAAAACGCUGAACUGGAAAUGAGAGAGCAACUUUCAGAGGCUUGCCCUUUGCAUUAGCCAGCGAGCUAAGGUGACACACAAUGAUUUGUCUCUCUCCAGCCCUGGAGCAUCUCCUGGUCUUGCCGCAGAUCUGUCGAUGGCAGUUCCUGACACCAGGGCGUGCUGGAGCUCCACUCUGGGUACGGGAGUGCUUCUCUACUCAGUUAUUUGUUGCUGUUAACAAGGAGGGGGUUUGCCAGCAUUGGACAAGUUAUUUGAUGUGAGCUGUUUAAUGGAGCUGAUGUUCUGCUUUUUCGCAAGCUGAGGACCACUGUAGGGAAUCUUAAUUUGUGCCUUAGCUAGGACUGAGAAGCCAAAAGAUGCAGUUAGCCUAAAGCACCGAUUGAAAACUCCCGGUGUGGAAACACUGGGUUUCCAUCGCUGGUCCAGAUGUAAUCCCAAUUUCCUUUGCUUGGACGUAUUUUUGCUGUUCAAAUGUUUGCAGAAUUAUCACUAACUUUUGAUGUAGUUUUUGACAUAUGCAAGCUUUU
Struthio camelus australis is the source of this 1671-nucleotide messenger RNA. The record is from RefSeq and is a predicted model, not a curated record. NCBI's taxonomy places the organism in Eukaryota, Metazoa, Chordata, Aves, Struthioniformes, Struthionidae.